GUCUGUUCUUGGCGCUUCAUUCUGCCUCGCGAGCACAAACCAUAGGAUUUAGGCAGAUUCAUCUUUCAGGUCAAAUUCUGCCCUCUUACUGGAAGUAGAGCUCAAUUUCCAAUAAGAAAAUGUCGGGAGAAGAGGCUGUUGUUGCUGCUGAGACAGCUACACCAAUUGCAGGUGAGCCAAUGGACAUCAUGACCGCCUUGCAGCUUGUGCUGAGAAAAUCACUGGCUUAUGGCGGUCUUGCUCGGGGCCUUCAUGAAGGCGCAAAGAUUAUUGAAAAGCAUUCUGCGCAGCUCUGUGUUCUUGCUGAGGACUGUGACCAACCUGACUACGUAAAACUUGUCAAAUCCCUCUGUGCUGAGCACAGUGUUAGCUUGCUGACAGUUCCUAGUGCAAAAACCCUUGGGGAGUGGGCUGGUUUGUGUAAGAUUGAUUCAGAAGGAAAGGCUAGAAAGGUGGUUGGCUGCUCUUGUGUGGUUGUCAAGGAUUUCGGAGAGGAACAUGAAGCCUAUAACGUUGUUUUGCAGCAUGUUAAAUCUCACUGAGUUCUGGACACCUUCCUUUUUAGUUGGGGGUCUCGUUGGAAUCAAUGGUUGAGUCAUUUUUGCCCGGGUAGCCUUAGUACCUGCAUAGGCGUUUUAAUAUCUUAAUACAAUUUUGAACUGAAUUGACUGUUAUUUUCGUCACUAGUUAUAUAUUCCAAUUUAUUAAUGUUGUUAUUAGUUGGUUUGAUUAUCUACGACAUCAGGUGGACCAUAAGGAAUACUGAACCGAGGAUUGAUGCCA
This is a messenger RNA of Neltuma alba, 783 nucleotides long. RefSeq names its product 40S ribosomal protein S12-like. Gene Ontology annotation, cellular component: ribosome. NCBI's taxonomy places the organism in Eukaryota, Viridiplantae, Streptophyta, Magnoliopsida, Fabales, Fabaceae. Gene Ontology annotation, biological process: translation. The transcript has 5 exons. Bases 120 to 542 code for a protein of 140 amino acids. The record is from RefSeq and is a predicted model, not a curated record. Gene Ontology annotation, molecular function: structural constituent of ribosome.